AUGUUUUGCUUACGAAGCUGGCUCCCGCUCCUCUUCAUCCCGACCAACGCCUCCCCGGCCUUCAUCUUCCUCUUCUUCGUCUGCACCUACUUCCUCAACAGGCCCUGCAUCUACUGCUCCUUCCUGCUGCUCAUCCUCUUCAUGACCUCGUGCAACUGGUCCGACCGCUGCUUCUUCGACUUCAGCUCCAACUGGUUCCAGCCCCGCCCGGGCGUCUCCUACUUCACCGACGGGACCGCCUCCUUCACCUGCGCCGAGGCCGGGGGCUGCGCCGAGACGGGUGCCGGCGCCGGCGCCGGCGCAGGGGCAGCCGCCCUGUCCGCCGUCGAGAACAUGACCGCCACCGCGAACGCCACUUACCUCGUGGCCAAGGACACCGUCAACGCGACGGCCAACGCGAUGAUGGGCGCCGCCGCCGAGCAGGUCGCCCAGGCGAGGAGCGAGUGGACGGGCAUAGGCAUGGAGUGGCUGAGGAACCUGCUGGGGAAGAGGGAGUGGAGGAUCGAGUGCCUGGACGUCUACAUCCGGCUGUAA
Diaporthe citri is the source of this 534-nucleotide messenger RNA. RefSeq lists its product as uncharacterized. Lineage: Eukaryota; Fungi; Ascomycota; Sordariomycetes; Diaporthales; Diaporthaceae. Bases 1 to 534 code for a protein of 177 amino acids. The record is from RefSeq and is a predicted model, not a curated record. The transcript is spliced from 2 exons.